Trichosurus vulpecula (common brushtail) is the source of this 531-nucleotide messenger RNA. Its product is annotated as secretory immunoglobulin A-binding protein EsiB-like. The coding region runs from base 1 to 531 and encodes 176 amino acids. Gene Ontology annotation, molecular function: protein binding. The record is from RefSeq and is a predicted model, not a curated record. NCBI's taxonomy places the organism in Eukaryota, Metazoa, Chordata, Mammalia, Diprotodontia, Phalangeridae. The transcript is spliced from 5 exons.
AUGGCGCCCUCCCUACUUCAGAAACGAAAAGGAAGGUCCCAGGCAAGGAACAGUGAAUCCUUCAGAGCAUGGAUAUCACAGGAGACCAAGAAACAGGCUCCUGUCCCAAGGAGUAAAUGCGAGGUAUUGUUCGUAAUGGGCUCCCUGGUCUUCCUGCUUUACAUCUGGCAGUAUCAUGACAACUUCCAUUUCCAGGUGGUCCACAUGUAUGCCCGUCUGGGGUACCCCAAUGCCCAGCACAUCUUAGGACAGAGAUACCUGAAAGGAGCCGGCGUAGUCAAGAAUGAAGAGAUGGCAAUGCACUGGUUUAGACAAGCCUCCCAGCAGGGUCACCCUCAUUCUUCCUUUAACCUGGCAGUUGGGAAGCUAAAAAACAGAACUCUGGCAAUUGAAGAAGGGGAAGUAGAGAUGCUUCUUGGUGUGGCUGCAGGUCAGGGGCUUCCAGAGGCCCAGGAACUGUUGGAGAACCUUAUCCAAAGAAGAAACAAAUUAUUACCCAGAGAGAGCACUGGGGGUUCUCAUAGGCCAUAG